Molecule: messenger RNA, 7494 nt
Organism: Castor canadensis (American beaver)
Lineage: Eukaryota; Metazoa; Chordata; Mammalia; Rodentia; Castoridae
Gene: Bltp2
Product: bridge-like lipid transfer protein family member 2
Source: RefSeq, a predicted model, not a curated record
CUGCGCGCGCGGAUGGUCGGCCCGCGGCUGUUCUGCGCCGUUCCGGCGUCGGGGCCCGGCAUGGCGGGGGCCGGGGCCAUGCCGGGCCGGACCCGGACCUAAAUGCCUCUGCUUCUUUCCGCGCUGUUGGUCUUGCUGCUGGCUGCGCUUAGCGCCCUCUUCUUAGGCCGAUGGCUUGUGGUCAGGUUGGCCACCAGGUGGUGUCAGCGGAAGCUACAAGCAGAGUUAAAAAUCGGCUCCUUCCGCUUUUUUUGGAUCCAGAAUGUCAGUCUUAAGUUUCAGCAGCACCAGCAAACAGUGGAAAUUGAUAACUUGUGGAUUUCGAGCAAACUCAUUAGUCAUGAUCUGCCACACUAUGUGGCCUUGUGCUUUGGAGAAGUACGAGUUAGAACAGACUUCCAGAAGAUUUCUGGUCUAUCUGCCCCAUUCUCCCAGAAUACUGGGGUGGAUCCAAAGGAACUGUCAUUCAGCCCAUCCUUGUUGAAGAUCUUCUGCCAACUAUUCUCCAUUCAUGUAGAUUCUAUAAACAUCAUGGUUCUCAAGGUGGCUACCUCUGAGUCCCUAUGGCACAUUCAGAUCAGUAGAAGCAGAUUUCUUUUGGAUAGUGAUGGGAAAAGGCUAAUCUGCAAGGUGAGCUUAUCCAAGAUCAACAGCAAAGUUCUGAAGAGUGGUCAGCUGGAGGACACCUGCCUAGUGGAACUCUCAUUGACCCUGGACCUAUGUCUAAAGGUUGGCAUUAGCAGUUGGCAUCUGAAGGCUAUAACUGUGGAUGUGUGGACACUCCAUGCUGAGCUUCAUGAGGGUCUCUUCCAUCGUCAACUGUUGUGUCAUGGCACAAGCCAGGUAUCCAAGCCUGCUUUCUGCUCAGAGGUGACAGAGAACUUGGUUGAGCCAACCCUGCCUGGCUUAUACCUCCUCCAGCAGCUGCCAGACCAGGUCAAGAUAAAGAUGGAGAACACAAGUGUGGUGUUAUCUAUGAACAGUCAAAAGAGGCACCUGACUUGGACACUGAAGCUACUUCAUUUCCUGUACCAUCGUGAUGAGGAUCAGCUCCCUCUUCGAAGCUUCACAGCAAACUCUGAUAUGGCACAGAUGAGCACUGAACUCCUACUGGAAGAUGGGUUAUUGCUAUCCCAGAGUCGCCAACGCAUUGUCUGUCUCAACUCCCUCAAGGCUAGUGUGCAGGUGACAACCAUUGACCUCUCGGCCUCCUUAGUUUUGAAUACUUGUAUCAUUCAUUAUCGGCAACAGGAAUUCUUUCAUUGGCUGCAUAUGCUAGAACUGGAGACCCAAGGGUCUAGAUCACCUGUUCUUAAGCAAAGAAAAAAAAGAAUCUUCCCUCAAAUCCUGGCUCCCAUCAUCUUCAGCACCUCCAUCUCUAAUGUCAACAUUUCUAUUCAGCUUGGAGAUACACCACCUUUUGCCUUGGGAUUCAAUUCUAUCUCUCUGGAUUACCAGCACCUCAGGCCACAGAGUAUUCAUCAGCGGGGUGUCCUAACCGUGGAUCACCUCUGCUGGCGUGUAGGCAGUGACUCCCACAUUCAGCGGGCACCACAUCCACCUAAUAUGCAUGUUUGGGGUGAGGCGCUUGUCUUGGACUCCUUCACACUACAGGGUAGCUAUAACCAGCCUUUGGGCCUGUCCAGGACUCAGUCAGAUACCCUCUUUCUCGAUUGUACUAUCCGAGGACUUCAGGUAGAAGCAUCAGACACCUGUGCUCAAUGUCUGUCUCGAAUCUUAUCCCUGAUGAGUCCACAAUAUGGAAAGUCAGCUAUCUCUAGGGACUCUUCAUUUGGGGAAUCUAUGACAUUACUGUGGAAGGUGGACUUGAAGGUGGAGGACAUGAACUUGUUCACUCUUUCUGCCCUGGUUGGUGCUUUGGAGGUACGACUGGACACACUGACAGUCCUGGGCAGUGCUGAGACCUCUACCAUGGGGAUUCAAGGGCUUGUGCUUGCACUAGUGAAGUCAGUCACGGAGAAGAUGCAGCCCUGUUGCAAGGCUCCUGACAUCCCCACUCCAGUGCUUGGCCUCUCCAUGCUCUCCCUCACCUAUCACAACAGCAUUCGCUCUCUAGAGGUGCAGUGUGGUGCAGGGCUGACCUUACUCUGGAGCCCCCCAGAUCACAUGUACCUGUACCAGCAUGUCCUGGAUACCCUGCAGUGCCGAGACCUACUAAGAGCCACUGUGUUUCCCGAGAUCAUCUCAUCUCUUGCACUAGAGACUCCAGAAACCACUUCUGAGCCAGAAGACCAUCUCCCUGAGCCAUCCCCACCAAGGCGGCUGCUAAACCUGACACUGGAGGUGAGCACAGCCAAACUGACAGCUUUUGUGGCUGAGGACAAGUUCAUUACCCUGGCUGCAGAGAGUGUGUCACUGAACCGUCAUGGAGGUUCACUGCAGGCUUACUGUCCAGAGCUGGCUGCUGGCUUUGAUGGCAAUAGCAUCUUCAAUUUUAAGGAGGUGGAGGUGCAGCUGCUACCUGAGCUGGAGGAGAUGAUCCUGCACCGGAACCCCUUCCCUGGGCUGCAGACCCUCCGGAAUCGUGUUUGGCUCCUCUCCCUUGGCUCAGUCUCAGUGGAAUUCCCUUAUCAGUAUGACUUCUCUAGAACUCUGGAUGAGGCUGUGGGAGUUCAGAAAUGGCUAAAAGGACUGCAUCGAGGGACUCGUGCUUGGGCCUCUCCAAGCUCUGCCCCACUCCCACCUGAUCUACUCUUGAAGGUUCAGCACUUCUCGUGGGUUUUUCUGGAUGACAUUUUUGAGGUGAAACUUCAUGAUAACUGUGAAUUGAUGAAAGAUGAAAGUAAGGAGAGUGCCAAAAGGCUGCAGUUGCUGGAUGCCAAAGUGGCUGCCCUUCGGAAGCAGCAUGGGGAAUUAUUGCCAGCUCGAAAAAUUGAGGAGCUCUAUGCCUCUUUAGAACGCAAAAACAUUGAAAUCUAUAUCCAGCGCUCCCGUCGUCUCUAUGGCAACACACCCAUGCGCAGGGCACUGCUCACUUGGAGCCUGGCAGGGCUAGAGCUGGUGGCUCUGGCAGAUGCUUCCUUUCAUGGGCCUGAGCGUGUGGUAGAACAGGUUCAAGAGCUGGAUUCAAGCAGCCCUUUUCCUGCUGAAGGAAUAGAUCUUAUCAUUCAGUGGUGUCGCAUGCUUAGAUGUAGUGUCAAGACCUUUCUGGUUCGGAUCAGAGAUUAUCCACGGUACCUGUUUGAGAUCCGUGACUGGCGGCUUAUGGGUCGACUUGUGGGCACUGAGCAAAGUGGUCAGCCUUGCUCCCGUCGACGUCAAAUCCUGCACUUGGGGCUUCCAUGGGGUAAUGUGACAGUAGAGAGGAACAUGCCACCACUCAAGUUCUACCAUGACUUCCACUCGGAAAUCUUCCAGUACACAGUGGUAUGGGGCCCAUGUUGGGAUCCAGCCUGGACACUGAUUGGCCAAUGUGUGGACCUCUUGACUAAGCCCUCAGCUGACCCCAGUCCACCCUUGCCCUGGUGGGACAAAAGCCGUCUUCUGUUCCAUGGGGACUGGCACAUGGACAUUGAACAGGCGAACCUGCAUCAGCUAGCCACUGAGGAUCCAUACAAUACAACUGAAAAUAUGCACUGGGAAUGGAACCACCUUUCUUUUCAUUGGACACCUGGUCAGUUUGUGUUCAAAGGUGACUUGGAUAUCAACGUAAGAACAGCCUCUAAGUAUGACGACUGCUGCUUCCUUCACCUGCCUGACCUCUGCAUGACGCUGGACCUGCAGUGGCUGUGCCAUGGGAACCCCCAUGAUCACCAUGGUGUCACUCUGAGGGCCCCAGAGUUCCUGCCUGAGGUGCCCUUGGGCCAGCUCCAUGACUCCUACCGGGCCUUCCGCUCUGAGAACCUCAAUCUCUCCAUCAAGAUGGAUCUGACUCGGCACAGUGGGACAAUAUCUCAGCCCCGAAUUCUGCUAUAUAGUAGUACCCUACGCUGGAUGCAAAACUUCUGGGCAACCUGGAGUAGUGUCACAAGACCUAUUUGUAGGGGAAAGCUCUUCAAUAACCUGAAACCCAGCAAGAAGAAGCUUGGCCAACACUAUAAGCAACUUUCCUAUACUGCACUCUUUCCCCAGCUGCAGGUACAUUAUUGGGCUUCCUUUGCUCAGCAACGGGGCAUCCAGAUUGAGUGCCGUCAGGGCCAUGUCUUCACUCGGGGAAAUCAGCGGCUUAUACCUCAAGCGGGCACAGUGAUGCGGCGCCUCAUCUCUGAUUGGAGUGUGACCCAGAUGGUGAGUGACCUAAGUCAGGUGACUGUUCACCUGAUGGCCUCACCCACUGAAGAGAAUGCUGAUCACUGCCUUGAUCCCUUGGUAACAAAGACCCACCUGCUGAGCCUGUCUUCUCUCACCUACCAACGGUAUAGCAGUCGUACAGUUGAGGAGGAGCUGUCUACUCGAGAUGGGGAACCUGCCUCUCACACACAUCAGCUAUACUUGGUGGAUUUACGGAUUUCCUGGACAACCACCAACCGGGAUAUUGCUUUUGGUUUAUAUGAUGGCUACAAAAAGGCAGCUGUACUCAAACGAAAUCUCUCUACUGAGGCUUUGAAGGGUUUAAAGAUUGAUCCCCAGAUGUCAGCCAAAAAGCCAAAGCGGGGCAUCUCAAGUAGUGCCCCAGUCCAACCUCAUAUCAACACCCCUAGCUUCAGUGGACAGCCUGAUCAGGGGUCGUCAGGAGGUGCUUACAUGUUGCAAAAGCUGAUUGAAGAGACAGAUAGGUUUGUAGUAUUCACAGAAGAGGAGUCAGGUAUGAGUGACCAGUUAUGUGGCAUUGCUGCCUGCCAGACAGAUGACAUAUACAACAGAAACUGCCUUAUUGAGCUGGUCAACUGCCAGAUGGUUCUUCAUGGAGCAGAAACAGAAGGCUGUGUCAUUGUGUCAGCUGCCAAAGCCCAACUGCUGCAGUGCCAACACCAUCCAGCUUGGUAUGGUGAUACAUUGAAGCAAAAGACAUCCUGGACUUGCCUAUUAGAUGGCAUGCAGUACUUUGCCACCACUGAAAGCAGCCCUACUGAGCAGGAUGGCCGACAGCUCUGGUUAGAGGUGAAGAAUAUUGAGGAGCACCGACAGCGUAGUCUGGAUUCUGUGCAGGAGUUGAUGGAGAGUGGGCAAGCAGUGGGAGGCAUGGUUACCACAACCACAGAUUGGAACCAGCCAUCUGAAGCUCAGCAAGCCCAGCAGGUCCAGCGGAUCAUUUCGCGUUGUAAUUGCCGAAUGUACUAUGUUAGUUACAGCCAUGACAUUGAUCCUGAACUAGUAACUCAGAUUAAGCCACCUGAGGUUCAUGAGAACCAGGAAAAGGAAGAUCUUCUAAAGAAGCAGGAAGGCGCUGUGGAUACCUUCACUCUCAUCCAUCAUGAAUUGGAAAUUUCUACCAAUCCGGCUCAGUAUGCCAUGAUCCUGGACAUUGUCAACAAUCUACUGCUCCAUGUAGAACCCAAGCGGAAGGAGCAUAGUGAAAAGAAGCAGCGGGUCAGGUUCCAGCUUGAGAUCUCUAGCAAUCCUGAGGAGCAGCGCAGUAGCAUAUUGCAUCUACAGGAGGCUGUGCGACAGCAUGUGGCCCAGAUACGACACCUAGAGAAGCAGAUGUAUUCUAUCAUGAAGUCUUUGCAAGAUGACAGCAAAAAUGAGAACCUGCUUGAUCUGAACCAAAAGCUUCAGUUGCAGCUAAACCAGGAGAAGGCCAACCUGCAGCUGGAAAGUGAAGAACUCAAUAUCCUCAUCAGGUGUUUUAAGGAUUUCCAACUACAGCGAGCUAACAAGAUGGAGUUGCGGAAGCAGCAAGAAGAUGUGAGUGUGGUCCGUCGCACUGAGUUUUACUUUGCGCAGGCACGGUGGCGCCUAACAGAGGAAGAUGGACAACUGGGAAUUGCUGAACUGGAGCUGCAGAGGUUCCUCUACAGUAAGGUGAAUAAGUCUGAUGAUACAGCAGAACAUCUUCUGGAGUUGGGCUGGUUCACCAUGAACAACCUCCUCCCCAAUGCUGUCUAUAAGGUUGUCCUGCGGCCUCAGAGCUCUUGUCAGUCUGGGCGACAGUUAGCUCUCCGCCUCUUCAGCAAAGUCCGGCCCCCUGUUGGAGGUAUCUCUGUUAAGGAACACUUUGAGGUAAAUGUGGUGCCUCUCACUAUCCAGCUGACACACCAGUUCUUCCAUAGAAUGAUGGGCUUUUUCUUUCCUGGCCGAAGUGUAGAAGAUGAUGAAGUUGGUGAUGAAGAGGAUAAGUCCAAACUAGUGACUACUGGAAUACCAGUGGUGAAGCCUCGGCAGUUGAUAGCAACAGAUGAUGCAGUACCACUGGGCCCUGGGAAGGGUGUGACACAGGGCUUGACUCGGAGUUCUGGGGUCAGAAGGUCAUUUCGCAAAUCACCUGAGCACCCUGUGGAUGAUAUUGACAAGAUGAAAGAGCGAGCUGCCAUGAACAACUCCUUCAUCUACAUAAAGAUUCCACAGGUUCCACUGUGUGUCAGCUAUAAGGGUGAGAAGAACAGUGUAGAUUGGGGUGACCUUAACCUGGUGCUGCCCUGUCUGGAGUACCACAACAACACAUGGACAUGGCUAGACUUUGCCAUGGCUGUCAAAAGGGACAGCAGAAAAGCUCUAGUUGCCCAGGUAAUUAAAGAAAAGCUAAGACUGAAGCCUGCAGCAGGAUCUGAGGUGCGUGGAAAGCUAGAAACUAAGUCGGACCUGAACAUGCAACAGCAGGAAGAGGAAGAGAAAGCUCGUCUCCUCAUCGGUUUAAGUGUGGGUGACAAGAACCCUGGCAAGAAGUCUAUCUUUGGCAGGCGCAAGUGAUCUAGCAUCUGCGUGGCUGGAGUACAGGAUAUGACUCUGACUCAGGCUUCAGGGACUUGUGGGAUGGGAGGGGCUUCCCUUCAUCCACCAGGAUUGUGGGAGGUUGGAGCCCAUAGUGUACUGUGAAGAGAGGCACUGUUUAGCAGCUGGCCUGUUCCCUGCAGGGCACAGUUUACAAUAAUGUUGAGUUCCAUCUGAUGCAGCUCAGGUCCUGGGCCAGUGAAGCAACAAGAGAAUAAGACCUAGGAAAUAGGCCCAGGGCUAGGAUCCUAUUCCUUUGUGGUCAACUGAAAGGGUGGGUGGGGAGAAUAGUCCUGAUUAAGUGCGAUAAAUUUUUAUAAAUAGACAUAUAUAUAUAUAAAUACAUACAUACAUAUAUAUAUAUAUUUCUAAGUGUAACUGCUCUCCCUCUGUGCCAGGAAACUGAGGGGAGGAGGCUGAUCUUCUGUGCCUCAUGUUGCUGCCUUGUAUGAAAAAGCUGUUAGUGCUCGGGGAAUCAGCUUCUCCCUAAUCUGUGUGCUCACUUGGGAGGAUGGCAGUAGGAGCCAGGGCUGGCCAUGGGUCCCCUACUCUUCCCCCUGGGGUAUGCCCUGGAGAAUGGCAAAAGAAAAUGAUUUAAAGAAAAAAAAUAUUUUAAAUUUGAUGUUGAUUUUUUUUCUUGAUUACAUUGAAUGCAUGUGUUCA